AUGCACACCCAAAAAAUAAUGUCACGCGCAUUUUGUGCGCUGAACACGGUGGUGGCCAUAUCGACGAUACUCCUUUGUGGGUUUUCCGGCCAUUGGACGGUGCAGCCGGCCGACGCACUAAGGAUAUUAGCCGUGGAAUCGAUCGCGGGCAAGAGUCACUGGAAUUUCAUGAGAAACGUUCUCCGUGCGCUGACAGACAGCGGCCACGCCGUAACGGUGUUUACACCUUUCACGGACGGCGAUCGGGCGAAUUACACGGAAGUGGACAUGUCUAAAGUGAUCCCGAUUAAACUCAACAUGGACCUCACGGAGAUUUUCGAGAAAUUCACGACGAUCACGUCCAUCGUACCGUUCAGCGUUCAACUAAGCAGAAUGUUGUGCGACAUUAUAUUCGCGCACGACCGGAUGAAGGCGAUCCUACAACGGGACAACGGCACGGACGAAUUCGACGUGAUAAUCAUAGAGCCAUUAGGGUCGGAUUGCGUUUCGUACGUGGCCACCCGGUUAGACUUACCGAUGAUAUACGUAAUCCCGUCGCCAAUGAUCACGCAUCACGAGCGUGCUUUUCUGGGACACGUACCAAACCCGGCUACUAGGUCCCAUUUGUUAGCCGGGCACGCUGUUCCCGGGUCUUUCACGAAACGGUUCACCAACACAGUCAUGUUGGCAUAUACCAUGUUCUCGGUCGCGUACAACGACUGGUCACUCGGCCGCGCUAAUCCGAAACCGUACGAUGACAGGCUGUCCGUCCGACCGUCAGCAUUGUUUAUUAACAGCCAUUACAUAACCGAACCGCCGAGUCCCACGGCGCCGAACGUUGUGCACGUCGGUGGCUUGCAUCUGGAGCAACCCAAGGGUAUCCCGCACGUACGUAAAAGACACUCGGUGCAGCGCAGUCGCAUCAAAGAUCACCAGGCCAGGCCGAACGCAACCCCAGUCUAUAUCUAUAUACAAUGUGACAUGGAAAUGAUAGAUAAAUAAAUAAAUGAUAUCAAUUAUAGAUUCCAAUAUUAUUUGAAAAAUCGAGAUGGGACCCGAGUGUAGUCAGUGUUUGGCUAUAUUUUCGUAUGAUUUAGGGUUGGGGGUCGUAGAAUCAUUUUAAUUCAACCAUGAAACGUUAUUCGUGAUUCAUUUUUAAAUAAACUUACAAAAUCUGCAGUAGAAACCUCUUUUUGUAUUAAUAUUGGAUUAAUCAAUGAAAAAAAAAAAUUUAAGUAGGUAGGUAGUUUGGUAUAAAACAUAAUAAUAAACAAAUAAAACAAAGUUUUGUUAAAACACGCCGUGUUCGACACUAUUUUUGUAAUAAUUUUCAUCCCAUUUUAUUAAAUUUCUAAUUAAUGACAAUUUAACUAAACAUUUUAACUGUGUAGCUAUAAUGCCCAUUACCUUUAGACAAAAAGAAAUAUACGUAAUAGCUAUAUGUAUCUUUUUAGGAUAUAUUAGAAUUCAUCGAGGCAUCUCCGAAUGGAGUUAUUUACUUUACUUUUGGUUCAGUGGUGAAAAUGUCAACGCUGCCUGGUUAUAUGCAAAACGCGUUCAAAGAAGCGUUGGCUCAAGUUCCUCAAAGAGUUUUAUGGAAAUACGAAGGAGAAAUGGAGAACGUACCGAAAAACGUGAUGAUAAAAAAAUGGUUUCCUCAACGUGAUAUACUUUGUAAGAUUUUCAAGUCAAAUACUAUCUAUGCAUAUUAUUAAUUAUACAGGUCACUGUAAUUUCAGGUAUUGUUUUAAAUUAAGAAUUGCGAACCUUUUUAAUUUCAGUGCAUCCCAAAGUAAAAUUAUUCAUCAGUCAUGGAGGUAUCUCUGGAGUAUACGAAACCGUAGAUGCCGGUGUUCCAGUGCUCGGAUUUCCUUUGUUUUAUGAUCAGCACAGAAACAUUGCCAAUUUGGUUGACGCUGGAAUGGCGAUUUCUAUGGAAUUAUCGUCUGUAUCCAAAGACACGCUUUUAAAUGCAAUUUUAGAACUCGUCAAUAACGAAAAGUAUGAUAUUUAUUUAUUAAUAUUUAAACCUAAAAUGUAAAAACUAAUAAGCGUAUAUAUUUAUAUGUCUUUAAACGUUUUAGAUAUUUGAAAAACGCUAAAAUCACUUCUGAGCGAUUUCAGGACCGCCCGUUGUCACCGGAAAAAUCGAUUGUUUAUUGGACUGAAUACAUUCAUCGCCAUAAAGGAGCUCCACACUUGAAAUCACACGCUCUAACUCUGACGUGGUAUCAAUAUUAUCUUUUGGACGUAAUUGCUGCAAUAUUAGUUUGCAUUUUCAUAACAUUAUCCACGAUUUAUUUCAUUAUUAAAAUAAUUUUUAAAUUCGUUUUAUUAUAUUUACAAAAUGUUAAAUCGAAAUCUGAGUAGAUUAUAAUUAACGUUCAUCACGAGAGCUUUUUUUUUUUAAUUUAAAAAAUAAAACGAAUGAAAUCUAUCGAUGUUAUAAGUUAUGUUUUAUAAAUUUAG
This is a messenger RNA of Cinara cedri, 2448 nucleotides long. NCBI's taxonomy places the organism in Eukaryota, Metazoa, Arthropoda, Insecta, Hemiptera, Aphididae. The record is from the annotation of a GenBank genome assembly.